Calypte anna (Anna's hummingbird) is the source of this 3102-nucleotide messenger RNA. It is a transcript of the gene MKNK1, whose product is annotated as MAPK interacting serine/threonine kinase 1. Gene Ontology annotation, biological process: intracellular signal transduction; protein autophosphorylation; peptidyl-serine phosphorylation. Gene Ontology annotation, molecular function: calcium-dependent protein serine/threonine kinase activity; calcium/calmodulin-dependent protein kinase activity; calmodulin binding. The transcript is spliced from 14 exons. Gene Ontology annotation, cellular component: cytoplasm; nucleus. Lineage: Eukaryota; Metazoa; Chordata; Aves; Apodiformes; Trochilidae. The record is from RefSeq and is a predicted model, not a curated record. The coding region runs from base 227 to 1465 and encodes 412 amino acids.
GGAGCGGGAGGCGCGGCCCCGAGGCGCGGCCCCGCCCAGGGACGCCGGCGGCCGCCAUGGAGGUGCUGGAUGAGAACAAGGCAAAAUGCAGAGCUGGACUCCUUCCACUUCAGUUCUAAAGCUGCAGAACACCCUGGCUCAAGCAAGAUCCAGUUUUGAAGCAGCUGGUUCUGGACUCUCUGCUUAAACUGCUUUCUUCCACUGAAUUCAAACGAACAAAGAAGAGAUGGUCAGCAGUCAGCCUCUCCCCAUAGCAGACAGUGGGAAAAGGAAAAAGAAAAAGAGAACCAGAGCCACAGACCAUGUCCCUGGGAAGUUUGAAGACUUGUACAAGCUGACUGCUGAGCUUCUUGGUGAGGGAGCCUACGCCAAAGUUCAGGGUGCUGUCAGCCUCCAAACUGGGAAAGAGUAUGCAGUAAAAAUCAUUGAAAAAAAUGCUGGGCAUAGUAGGAGUCGGGUUUUUCGUGAAAUAGAAACACUGUACCAGUGUCAAGGUAACAAGAACAUUUUGGAGCUAAUAGAAUUUUUUGAAGAUGACACAAGAUACUACCUUGUCUUUGAGAAGCUGCGAGGAGGUUCCAUCCUGGCCCACAUACAAGAACGAAAGCACUUCAAUGAACGAGAAGCCAGCAAAGUGGUGAGAGAUAUUGCUUCUGCUCUGGAUUUUCUUCAUACAAAAGGUAUUGCUCACAGGGACCUGAAGCCUGAAAACAUCCUGUGUGAAUCUCCAGAAAAGGUAUCACCAGUAAAAAUAUGUGACUUUGACCUUGGGAGUGGAGUGAAGCUGAACAGUGCUUGUACUCCAAUAACUACUCCGGAAUUAACAACGCCGUGUGGCUCUGCAGAAUACAUGGCACCCGAAGUGGUCGAAGUCUUCACGGAGGAGGCCACGUUCUAUGAUAAGCGGUGUGAUCUCUGGAGUCUGGGAGUGAUUCUGUACAUCAUGCUCAGUGGUUACCCCCCUUUUGUGGGCAACUGUGGCACUGACUGUGGCUGGGACAGAGGAGAAGUCUGCAGAAUUUGCCAGAACAAGCUUUUUGAGAGCAUCCAGGAAGGCAAGUAUGAGUUUCCUGACAAGGAUUGGUCACAUAUAUCCUCGGAGGCCAAAGAUCUCAUCUCAAAGUUGCUGGUUCGUGAUGCCAAAGAACGACUUAGUGCUGCUCAAGUGUUGCAACAUUCUUGGGUUCAAGGACAGGCUCCUGAAAGGGCAUUACCUACCCCUCAAGUUCUUCAAAGGAACAGCAGCACAAAAGACCUGACACUUUUUGCUGCUGAGGCCAUCGCCCUCAACCGCCAGCUGUCCCAGCACGAGAACGAGCUCAGCGCCGAGCAGGAGAGCGUUGCCCAUGCUGUGUGCUCCAUGAAACUUUCUCCUCCGUCCAAGUCCCGCCUGGCCAAGCGCAGAGCAAUGACACAUGCCACCAAAACCAGUGACUUUCAGCCAGUUCCCCAUAAAGCUUUUUAAAGUUCUUCCCUGCUACGGAUUGGCGAGAUCAGCCUGUUGUUCUUAUUUCGAUUUUCAGCACGGAUAAAAGCUUCUCUGCUUCUGACACUUUGAUUAGAAGCUUGCUCUUGUGAUGUGACUUGUAACUUUAAGGGGACAGCUUUUUAUGGGAAUGUUUUUUGCCUGUCAGGUUUGGUGCAUUAAGAUAAUUUAGCCAAUCUUUUUAAACUGGAGAAGGUGGGUUUGCUGCUGUAUUAUCUGAGGUGAUAAAUCACUAAGCUUUCCUUACUUUUGUCUUAAAAGAGCAGGUUUUAAAUUGCAAACUUGAAAACAUCAGAAAAAAAAUAUUUUCCAGCUUUGCCCAGGAGAGCAUCCUGUCUCUCCCUGCCUAUGGCUGCUCUCCUUAAUGGCACAUCUUGCAAGGUGUUGCUGCUGGUGUCAGCAGCAGGGACUGUUUUCAGCCAACAGUGCCCUUCUCUUUCUGUAGACUCAGGAAACAAAGAUAAUGGCUGGGUGGAUCUCUGUCUCCAUUACCUUCUUGGGGCUUAAAUUGUGUAAGGAUUGUACUGUGGAGGUGCAAAGAUCAUUCUGGCUUGUAGAGGUGAAGAGAAUAGUGAUGGGGUUUUUUUUUAAUCCUGUUGGUAGUUCAUGUGUCAGCAUGUGGGAUGAAAGCUGGGAGUGUGUUACUUCCUUACUCUAUAUUUUUGUUCUUAACUAAAGUGUGCUCCAUCUCAUCUUUUUGUGUGUUUGUUGGGGCUUUUUUUGUGCCCAGUGUGCUCCCUUCUCUAAGAGUUCCAUUCUUAAGUCUGAUAACUGCAAUAUAACAAACUGCUUAGACAACAGCUUAUAUUAUUAUCUGGUUUUUAUUCUAUAUUAAUGCUAUCUUCAGUUAUACCUUCUUUUCUGUAAGGUCACAUUUUUCCAAGUCCUUUUGUGAGUGUUACCUGGAGUACUCAAUAUGAAGGGAGUAAAGUUUGUAAAGUUUGGUAAAGUCAGUAAAGUUUGGUACAUGAAUAAUUUAGGGUUAUCAAAUGCAGAGGUACAGUUGUGCAAACAAUGGUGCUGCAGCUGUUGCAUUCUGCCUCCUGCAGUGAUCUCAGGCUACAUGUCUAGAUUUUUGCUUCCAGUUUUCAGUAGUACAACAAGUGUCAGGAGUAAUCUGGAAUGGUGCUAGCUGAAAAGGUGACAAUUUUGUGUGACCAAGGUGAGGUGUCCAUGAAGAGGGACACAGACAUUGAGCACUUUUUGAAAUGUAAGCUGUGAAAAUUGGGCCACCAAGAUGCCCAGAUGCACCUUAAACUUGCUAGCCAUUUCUGAAAACCUUUGCCCAGGGCAUUGUGUGCAGGGUGGAGGAGGAGGCCCCCAAGUGCCACCACAAAACCCUCCCAAGCAGAAUGAGAAGGAAUAAAAUAACAGAAUCCAAGUAGCACUCAGAAUUUCAAAGGUCAAAGCUGAAUGUCUUUGCAUGGUCUAUUCAGAGCAGUUUUACAUUACCUUUUACCAGUGUGCAUAUAGCUAUUUUUAUACAACAUGCUGUAUUUUGUGACUAAUAUUAAAAGUGUUAUUUAAAAGUUUUUAUACAUCGUGCCAGUGGAUGGGUUAUGAAAUGUAUUUUGCUUUGUUUUUAUUAAAGUGCUUAAAGCUAUGGAUUUAACACA